Molecule: messenger RNA, 375 nt
Organism: Salmo salar (Atlantic salmon)
Lineage: Eukaryota; Metazoa; Chordata; Actinopteri; Salmoniformes; Salmonidae
Product: calcium and integrin-binding family member 3-like
Biological process (GO): calcium ion homeostasis
Molecular function (GO): magnesium ion binding; calcium ion binding
Source: RefSeq, a predicted model, not a curated record
AUGCCGGAACUGAAAGACAACCCAUUCCGCCAGAGGAUCGCUGAGGUUUUCUCAGAGGACAGAGAAGGAAACAUGACUCUGGAUGACUUCCUAAAUAAGUUGUCAUUGCUGAGUGAGAUGUCUCCACGAGACCUGAAGGCCUACUACACAUUUAAAAUAAAUCGACAGUCAGUGGACUUAAACAAUAACUUCCUGUGUAAGUCUGACCUGGAGAAGACCCACGAGCAGAUGGAGGACAAGGUGCGGAUGGUGUGUGAGAAGGUGAUCGACAAGGCUGACCUGGACAACGAUGGAAGGCUCUCGGAGGACUUCCAGCAGAUUGUCCGCACACCAGACUUCCUCAGUACCUUCCAUAGGAUAGGAUAUGAAGACUAA